Molecule: messenger RNA, 783 nt
Organism: Malassezia japonica
Lineage: Eukaryota; Fungi; Basidiomycota; Malasseziomycetes; Malasseziales; Malasseziaceae
Gene: RKI1
Product: ribose-5-phosphate isomerase
Exons: 3
Coding region: 1-783 (260 amino acids)
Biological process (GO): D-ribose metabolic process; pentose-phosphate shunt, non-oxidative branch
Cellular component (GO): intracellular membrane-bounded organelle
Molecular function (GO): ribose-5-phosphate isomerase activity
Source: RefSeq, a predicted model, not a curated record
AUGACGACCCCUGCCUCGACGGCGGCCAAGGGCCUGUCGCUUAUUGAAUCGGCGAAGCGCGCCGCGGGCUACGCGGCGGUCGACGCGCAUGUUCGUGCAGAGCACAAGCUGAUUGGUAUCGGUUCGGGCUCGACCGUCCCCUACGUCGUGGAGCGGAUUAUUGCCCAGGGCGCCGAGGUGAACAAAGGGCGCUGGUUUGUUCCGACCGGAUUCCAGUCCAAGAACCUGAUCGUCGACGGCGGCCUGCAGCUCGGCGACAUUGACGCCUUCCCGGCGCUCGACGUGACGAUCGACGGCGCGGACGAGGUCGACACCGCGCUGAACCUGAUCAAGGGCGGUGGCGCGUGCCACCUUCGCGAAAAGGUCCUCGCCGAGGCCGCGAAGGAGUUUGUAGUCGUCGCCGACUUCCGCAAGCGCUCCACGGUCCUCGGGCAGACCUGGAAGCAGGGUGUGCCGGUCGAGGUCGUGCCGUUUGCCGCGUCGCACGUGUUGCGCAAUCUACACGAGCUUGGCAGCGUCGAUGCGCACCUGCGCAUGGCCAAGGCCAAGGCGGGGCCGGUCGUGACCGACAACAGCAACUUUUGCAUCGACGCGCCGUUCCCCCCGGCGCUCAUGCGCGACCCGAAGCACCUCCUGGACAAGAUCAAGCUGAUCACGGGUGUUGUCGAGGUCGGCCUGUUCCCCCACAUCUGCCAGGCGGCCUACUUUGGCAACGAGGACGGCUCCAUUGCCAUCCUCCAGGCCGACGGAUCGGUGCAGGAGAAUGUCCACGUAGAGGUAUAG